This is a messenger RNA of Marmota flaviventris (yellow-bellied marmot), 2083 nucleotides long. RefSeq names its product KLF transcription factor 11 (gene Klf11). Gene Ontology annotation, biological process: regulation of transcription by RNA polymerase II. The record is from RefSeq and is a predicted model, not a curated record. Gene Ontology annotation, molecular function: DNA-binding transcription factor activity, RNA polymerase II-specific; RNA polymerase II cis-regulatory region sequence-specific DNA binding. Lineage: Eukaryota; Metazoa; Chordata; Mammalia; Rodentia; Sciuridae.
UGCGGCCGCUGCCGUGCCCGAGCUCACGCCCGCGGCCGCUUUGUUGCUUCUGAACCGCCGGCACCAUGCACACGCCAGGCUCCGCGGGCCCGGGCGACGCGCGUGCGGUUGACAUCAUGGACAUAUGUGAGUCAAUCCUAGAGAGGAAGCGGCAUGACAGUGAAAGGUCUACGUGCAGCAUCUUGGAGCAAACAGACAUCGAAGCAGUUGAGGCUCUGGUUUGCAUGAGCUCCUGGGGUCAAAGAUCCCAGAAAGGUGAUCUAUUAAAGAUAAGACCCCUCACACCUGUCUCUGACUCUGGGGAUGUCACCACCACCAUGCUUAUGGAUACAGCUGCAGCUGAGCUACCAAAGGACUUUCAUUCUUUAUCAACUCUGUGCAUAACUCCUCCUCAGAGCCCUGAUCUCAUGGAGCCAUCGACAGGGACACCUGUUCCUCCCCAAGUAACCGAUUCCAAAGCACACAGGGUCAUGGCCCUCCCGCUAUCUUCAUCGGUGGCAGCCAGAGCACUGAACAAGAGGACUGAGAGGGGCUUGCCAAGUUUGAAGCUCGAGCCCCAGGAACCAGCUCCUGCGCCCAGCUGCAGGGCCUUGGUAACAAGUGUGAUCCGCCACACGGGGGAGAAUCCUGUUCCUGCAUGCUUUCCUCCUGCUCAGAUGCAAGAACAGCGACUGUCCAAUAGCAGAGAAGGAGAAGCACAGUUUCUGGGACAUUUGGAAGCUUUGCAGGAUACACGCCUUGCAGACAGUUUACUCAUUGCUAACGCUGUUUCCUGUCAGCCUUGCUUGCACGGAUCUGGCGGCCUGCUCCCCACCGACAAAGGCCCGCAGGCGGGGUGGCCUGCUGCAGUUCAGCCCUGCUCACCAAAGAAUUUUGAAAAUGACUUGCCAAGGAAAACCACCCCUCUGAUUUCUGUUCCUGUCACCAGUCCCCCUGUCCUGUGCCAAAUGAUCCCUACAACUGGACAGAGUAGCAUGUUCUCUGCAUUUUUGAGACCCCCUCCCCUAUUGUCUGUGGGGACUGUCAAACCCAUCCUGCCUCAGGCUGCACCCAUGCCCCAGCCUGUGUUCAUGGGCCCGCCCAUACCUCAGGGAACUGUGAUGCUGGUGCUGCCGCAGAGCACUCUAGCCCAGCCUGCUACCUGCCCAUCCAGUGUCAUGGCUGUUGGGAACACCAAGUUGUUGCCCCUUGCCCCUGCUCCACUGUUCAUUGCCUCCAGCCAAAACUGUGCCCCUCAGGUAGACUUCUCCCGGAGGAGAAACUAUGUUUGCAGCUUCCCAGGCUGCCGAAAGACCUACUUCAAAAGCUCCCAUCUCAAGGCCCAUCUUCGCACUCAUACAGGGGAGAAGCCUUUCAACUGCAGCUGGGAUGGCUGUGAUAAAAAAUUUGCGCGUUCAGAUGAACUGUCUCGUCACCGCAGAACUCACACAGGGGAGAAGAAGUUCGUGUGCCCUGUGUGUGAACGGCGUUUCAUGCGCAGUGACCACCUGACGAAGCAUGCCCGUCGCCACAUGACCACCAAGAAGAUCCCAGGCUGGCAGACAGAGGUCGGCAAGCUGAACAGAAUCGCCUCGGCGGAGUCUCCUGCCAGCCCCCAUGCGCCCCUGCCUGCCUCUUCCUGAGAGUGGGUGGGCGUCACUGUGAUUCCUUGGGAAUAGCUGAUGGCUUCCUCUAAAAACAAGGCCUCAGAGGCCCAGGAGCUGGUUCCGAUAGUGUGUUAACCCUUCUUUUCUGGUUGGGACCCUGUUCAGUAUCUUUUGUAGUUUGAGAAGUUUCUUUCCUUCUUUGUCUUUCUUUCUUUCUUUUUAAAGGAAAUAGAAGAAAAUUUGAUGAUCCAAAUCACCAGCAUUCAAACAUUUCGGCAAUAAAGUUUACAAAAUCUGGAUUUUUACAACCUUCCUAUUCAUAUUUUGUAGAAAUGAGACAGGGUACUAAUUUUAUACUGUUUUUUAUAAAAAUAUUUAUAUUGUUGGUGCUCCAAUCAUCAGUUUCUAGAUAGAUGAUUUUACCACCUUAUUUUCAGCUUUUAAUAGCGAAGUUUUAUAAUGACUCUGCUUUUGCUUUUAGUAAGCUUCGUACAUUA